Molecule: messenger RNA, 611 nt
Organism: Aedes aegypti (yellow fever mosquito)
Lineage: Eukaryota; Metazoa; Arthropoda; Insecta; Diptera; Culicidae
Product: cuticle protein CP14.6
Exons: 3
Coding region: 99-476 (125 amino acids)
Cellular component (GO): chitin-based extracellular matrix
Molecular function (GO): structural constituent of chitin-based larval cuticle
Source: RefSeq, a predicted model, not a curated record
UUCGUUUGGAAGGCAUCAGAGUGAACAAACCUUUCGAAUUGUGCAAGCAAUAGUGAGUCGCGAUUGUAGUCCGAACAAAGUGAUCAUCAUCCAAAAACAUGAAACUUUUCAUCGCUUCUGUUGCCCUACUGUUGGCCUUUGUGCACGCUGCACCACAAGCAUCGAAGGAUGCCACUGCCCAGAUCGUGAGCCAAACUUCGGAUGUUCAACCUGAUGGAACCUUCAACUACGCCUUUGAGACUGAUAACGGAAUCAAGGUUGACGAUAAAGGAACCAUCAAGCAAGUGAAAGCUCCCAAGACAGAUGCAUCGGGUAACCCGAUCGGCGGCGAGGAAGAUGUAAAAGUUAGUGUACAAACCGGAUCAUUCAGCUACACGGCUCCUGACGGACAGAUUCUGUCACUUACCUAUGUCGCCGAUGAGAACGGAUUCCAGCCACAAGCCGCUCAUCUCCCAGUGGCACCAUCUGCUCCAUAGACUGGUGUUGACCGAUUUGAGCAGUUCUCCAAUCUUUGACAGACAGCUUAGGUUUAGGAUGCAAUAAUACUCAAACUAUUAGAUAUCUUUCAUGUACAUUAUGGAAAUAAAAAUAAAUUUAAACUUUCGCUCAAA